UAUCUCCAAUAAUAAUACUAUCGGUUUAUUUCCCCUAGUCUUUUUUAUAAGAAGAGAGAAAAGAACCCUGGGGAUAAUCAGAGAGGGAUAAAAAAAGAAGCUCAGAGCAAGUGGAGCAGAAAAAAAGAAAAAGAAACUGUCUGAUGAAGUAUAACAACAAGAAAGAGGAAAACUAUAUCACAAGAAAAAAUAAAAAACAUACUCAGCAUAGUGCAACAAGUGAAGAAGAAGAAUCUGCAGCUGUGGCUACUGCGAGGAGAUUGUUGCAGGCUUCAGAUUCUGGGGCUUUUGCAGAUUGGGUUGCUAAUUCUUCUAAUUCAUCUGCUGCUGCAGCCAUCGGCGACCUCUCUUUAGGUUUCAACGCUGGCACCACCAUUGGCGGUGGUGGGUCUGGACCCACCAGCGCCCCCGGUGGUGCCGGAGGCCAUAGUGGUAUGUGGUCUGCAUCGUCGUCUCGACAGAUGCAGAUCAACUAUGGCCUCCACCAACCAGAAAUGGGUAUGUUUGUUGUACAUCCCGCAUCACUUCACCACCACCACCACCAUCACCAAAAUGAAAACACAAUCAAUUUUGACCCUCAUCAUCAUAAUCAUCAGUCCAUAAAUACAUCUGGCACAAACACAUCUCUUGGUGUUGGUGUAAUCCCACUCCUCACAGCCACUCCUUUAACAAACAAUAUGGUUAGCUUUGAUGAUCAAGAUUUGGUUAGCAGAAAUAGAGGAGGAAAUAAUGAUGGUAGUGGAUUUCAGUUCUUUUCAUCAAACCAAGUACAACAACAAAAUUCUACUAAUUAUACUAAAAACAGUAGUAACAUUCUUGGUGGUGGUAACAACAUUGGUAGUGGAAACAAUAUUGGUGGGUCAGUAUCAUCAACAAGUUCAACAACAACAUGUCAAGAUUGUGGAAACCAAGCAAAGAAAGAUUGUACACAUAGAAGAUGUAGAACUUGCUGUAAGAGUAGAGGUUUUGAUUGUACAACACAUUUAAAGAGUACUUGGGUACCAGCUGCAAGGAGGAGAGAGAGACAACUAAUGAGUGGUGCAACAAAUGUUAAUGUAGCUGCUGGAUCUUCAUCUCAGUCUACUUCAAGUGCCAAGAAACCUAGACUUUCUCAAACGACUACAACAGCUUCACAUACUUCUACUUCAAAUAAUAAUACUCCUCCUAGAAGUUUCGACACUAGCUCUAGUCAUCAAGAUGCAAGUUUUAAAGCCUCAUUGCCAGGACAAGUGAGGGCACCAGCUGUAUUCAAGUGUGUAAGAGUGACUUCAGUGGAUGAGGGAGAUGAUGAAUUUGCAUAUCAAGCUGUUGUGAGAAUUGGAGGCCAUGUUUUCAAGGGUUUCCUCUAUGAUCAAGGACUUGAUGAAGGCAAAGAUAAUAAUAAUAAUAAUAAUAAUAAUUUUCCCAAUUUAUCUGACUUGCAUUUAGGUGGUGGUAAUGCUAAUGAAACUUCUGUUCUUUAUGCUGCUUCUACUGGUGGUGGAGGAUUACUUGGAGGAUCAAACUAUGGUAACCAAAUAAAUUGAUUGUUAUUAUUAAUUCCUCUUUGGAAAAAGAAUUUGAUGAAAUGAUUGUAACUUAAUUAAUAUGUUCUUUACUUUCUUCAUCAUAUUAUAAGUGAUGACAUAAUUUUUAUUAUUUUUCUU
Messenger RNA from Lycium ferocissimum, 1646 nucleotides. RefSeq names its product protein LATERAL ROOT PRIMORDIUM 1. Lineage: Eukaryota; Viridiplantae; Streptophyta; Magnoliopsida; Solanales; Solanaceae. Gene Ontology annotation, cellular component: nucleus. Gene Ontology annotation, biological process: positive regulation of DNA-templated transcription. The record is from RefSeq and is a predicted model, not a curated record. Gene Ontology annotation, molecular function: DNA-binding transcription factor activity; DNA binding. The transcript is spliced from 3 exons. Bases 144 to 1526 code for a protein of 460 amino acids.